This is a messenger RNA of Trypanosoma cruzi, 3666 nucleotides long. RefSeq lists its product as uncharacterized. Bases 1 to 3666 code for a protein of 1221 amino acids. The transcript has a single exon. Gene Ontology annotation, molecular function: protein binding. NCBI's taxonomy places the organism in Eukaryota, Euglenozoa, Kinetoplastea, Trypanosomatida, Trypanosomatidae. The record is from RefSeq and is a predicted model, not a curated record.
AUGCAAGGCGUCACGUACCCUCGUUUUGAGGAAAAACGGCAGCAAAAGCCGGUUGUUGGUAGCGUGCAGCUUCCACCAGUCAAAAUGUCGAGGCAACCCCCAACGGAAGUGCAGAAACGACAGGGCAUUUCCUCAAGUGACGUAUCACCGUCGCCGAAAAUGAAAAAAAUUCACAGCGGCAAUAAAAAAAGACGUAACACCGUUAGAAACGUCACUGGAUCUGCGACUUCUGUAGAGACGGUUAUGGAAAUGAACAAAAAAGCCAUGGCACUCAUGAAAGAUGGGAAAAUGAAGGCAAGUUAUGACGUGCUACAAACGGCUCUGACAGCUGCUGAGGCGGGAGUGCGCCGAUUUCCGAGUCUUCCAAUGGGGUCAAAUUCAGAAAACCAGGAAAAACGUGAUGCAUGGCUUCUUGCGUUUGCAGCUACAUUAAGCAACUUGGGAUGUCUACAGCGUCGGGGCAAUCAACCAUACGAGGCUAUACGUUAUCUCCAGGACGCGCGCAAUGUGGAAUUGCAAGUCUUUGGAAGGCCGUCAUGUUCCACAAUGGUGAAUCUUUCCGCAGUGCUGCUUGAAUUGGGUUCAACGGAGGAGGCUUUCUUUAUUGCCCGCGAUUGUGCCUUGGCCUCAGAGGAAAGCGAUCCAAUGCUUCAUAUUAUUGCGUUACACAACUACGGUGUGGCCCUGAGUCAGCAUGAUUCAGAAGAGAUGCGACAAUUGGCAGCACCCGUCCUUAUGAAAGCACUGAGAGAGGCCGAAAUUCAUUUAGGCGAAGAGCAUCCCACUACGAUACUCAUCCGCCAACACUGUGGCAUGGAUCUCAAAAAAACAACCGAUGGGACCGAUACAUGCAGCUCCAAUAAUUCGGGUGCCAUAACACAACUCCGUGAAACUCCUGAAAAUUCCAUCCAGCCACUGCCUCCAGGUGGUCGGCUGCCGCCUCUUGCCCCAGUUCCCGCUCAUCUCAUGAAGGCCAAAGAGGCCCUGCAGGUAUUGAAUUACGGAGGAAUGCCGUCGAUGGCGCAGAAUUAUGACUCUCCUGUUCCUGAUAGCAUAAAAGCACUAAACCGUCCUGAAAGCGCUUCCAAUGAUGGUGAGGCUUUAUUAUCCCCAACUGUGGCUCCAGUUCUGCGCGCAGUGGAAAUAAUGAUAGCCACUUCCAAACGCAGAUGCACUUCCAACGAACCUGCGGCUCCCUCGGUCGAGGAGGGCGUUGAAGCAACUUUGGCGAGGCAAGGAUCCUCUCUGGUGGGUACACUGACUGCACCUUUGGUGCCAUUGCAAGAACCACCGAAUGAAGAAGAAGAAGAAGAAAUGGACGAGAAAAAAGAAUCGGAGGAGAUGUGUGAAGAUGAUUAUGGGAACAAAAGCAACACUUUGGGGGCCGCAGUAGAAACACUGGAGGAAGGGAGGGCGGAGUCUCUCAUUGACUGUUGUGUGACGGACCCAGGGAAAGAAGGACAAGAAGAUACUGGAGUCAAUAAGGAUGCCCCCGGUGGCGCUCUUUAUGACGACGAUGAUGAGUCUCCAAUGAGAACCGAAGAAAAACGCAUCGACCCCGCGGCUGUUUCAAACACAUUUGAAGAAACAAAACGUCCCGCAAAGAACACAAUUUCUGGAGAGUAUUUUCUCAUUGGGGCCCAAGGAAACCGGUCAGAGCCGUCAUUUUAUCGUUUUGCGCCAACCGAUGUCUCAGUGACGAUGAACAUGUAUGGCGGUGAGCAGAAUGUUGCAGCAAUGAAGGCUCCCGAAACAACAAUUGAAAAGGAAACCCCGCUUAUAGAUUUUGACUACGAAGAGGAGGAAGAAGAAGAUGAUUAUGAUUAUGGUCAUGGUUAUCAUGAGCUGCGUCCCUUUGAGCAAAAGAGGAGGCAGGAAGAGGAGAAAAAACGACUGGAUACGGCUGAAAAGGUCAUUGAAAAAAAGCGAGAGGUCUUCUUCAAAAUAAUUGGCGCUAAUCCUACUUUACGUCGUCAGGCGCGCAUUCAACAGGAACGUCUGGAGGAGGAGGUUCUUUGCGCUCGAAUUCGUAAGGAGGCUGAAGAGAAAGCGAAAAAGGAAUACUUUGAGCGCACUAUUGAAGCCAUUAUCUUCCGCACAAGAGACAGAGCCGCGAGGAAGAUUCAGACCACAUGGUGCAUGUGGUGGUACUCUGUGGGGAAAAGGCGACGAGAACUGCUUGUUAAGCGGGCCGAGGAGAAGGCGCGGCGGGAGCGUUCGCGUCAGGCUCUUUUUGAACAUGAGCGGCGAGUAGAGCAGGAGCGACGGCGGAGAAAGAGUAAUAAAGGAGGCUUUGAGGUCGGUACUAUUCCGUCAGUAACGUCUUGUGGCAAAAAGUGGUUAGAAAAGACAUUGUGUGUGCGGUAUUUGGCACGGUGUGGUAUUUCUCAUAAAGAUCAGAAAGAAGACUUUUUUGUGUCCAAAGUAUCUAAAAUCCAAGCCAUUUGGAGGAGCUAUCGCACCCGAGGGAAAAUGCGAGAAGCAGCUUCUUAUCGGGCACAGACAUGGGUAUUGAAACGACAAAUGGAGCGUGAGGUCUACGCCGCAAUGGUCAUUCAGAUGUUUGCCCGCCGUUGUUUUGCUCGCAGGGCAAGAGAGAAAAAAUUCCUUGAACGAUAUCGUCCGCCAACAAUAAAAAUCCAAAGAUGGUUUCGGUCUGUUAUGCCUUGUCGACGUGCACUUGGUGUAGAUCGGGUAUCCAAGUGGCGAAGACAGUAUUCUGCGAGAUUGAUUCAGCGAGCUUGGAGAGCGUACCUUUCUCGUCUUGCAUACUUCAUGGAGCGUCUUCGUUAUAAAUUAGAUGAAGAUAGAAGACAUGAGCGUGUUGCCUCUUCCUUGUUGCAGCGCGUUGGUCGUGGAUUUUUAUUUAGGUCCUAUGUAGCGAGACGAUGGGCUAAAUCUUCUAAUCUUCGUAGGACUAUGUACGCUCUUGAAUGGGGAGAGAAGGGGAUGGACGCAAAUAAGGGUGGCAUGCUCACUGUCGCCGCCCCAGUUGGAAAUUAUGUUCCUACACCCAUUGAAGAGGUGAAUGCCGUAGCGGAAUUGGAGAGGGAGAAGUAUCAUAUUGGCCUUUUUGUCGAUGUCGUUGCAGAGCGUCACCGCGCUGAAUGGAAGGAGGCCCUUCGCCUGCGUCCCUUUGAGGUGCUCCGACGUCGUGCCCAUGAGGACCACCUCUGUGAACUCGAACUAAAUGCAUCCAGACGGGACCGAGCAGCGGUAAAAAUCCAACGGGAAUUCCGUCGGUGGCUGCGUAUCCGUGACGCGCCAUUCUCCGACAAAACGUUGCUACUCAUCGCCCGUGGUAAUUACCAGGUUUUGGAAUACGGUCGAAAAAUUGAUUUUAUGCGACAUGCAUGCGAACAGGACGCGGGAAGAGUUAUUUUUGGUGAACAAGUCGCGCUCAUGCGUGAGGCUAGAGCGGCGGCACAGGCAGAGUUACAAGCGGUUCGUCCAUUGGUGAGGACUCAAGUCCCUCAUCACGAGGUUCGAACGCGAGAAGAACGCUAUGAAGUUGAAAAGGAGUUACAACGAGAUGAGCAUUUGCUGAAAAAACAAUUACUUACAGACACCCUUCGUGAAAGGCGAGAAUCUUUUAUGAGACGGGCAGCGGAGGCAGGGAUUGUAGGGUCAGCCAUUGGCCGGACGAAAAAACAGCUUACCCAAUAG